This is a messenger RNA of Prorocentrum cordatum, 228 nucleotides long. NCBI's taxonomy places the organism in Eukaryota, Dinophyceae, Prorocentrales, Prorocentraceae. The record is from the annotation of a GenBank genome assembly.
GUAUAUUAUUACAACCUAGACACCAGGGAGUCCACGGGGGACGGCCCAGGCAACGCGCUACUACAUCCAGGCUGGAAGAGAGCUUCGUCCUCUGACAGCGUGGAGGGUUUCUACGACACUAACGACAACGUGAUGAGGCCGUACUGCGUGGACAUAUCCGCUCUCGGCGAAACCAUCAUGAGGCGCUACACCCGCAAUAACUUCAAGGAAAAGGUGGACAUUCUCAAG